Octopus sinensis (East Asian common octopus) is the source of this 1875-nucleotide messenger RNA. RefSeq names its product RNA N6-adenosine-methyltransferase mettl16-like. Gene Ontology annotation, molecular function: 23S rRNA (adenine(1618)-N(6))-methyltransferase activity. Lineage: Eukaryota; Metazoa; Mollusca; Cephalopoda; Octopoda; Octopodidae. The record is from RefSeq and is a predicted model, not a curated record. Gene Ontology annotation, biological process: rRNA base methylation. Gene Ontology annotation, cellular component: nucleus.
AGCAUAAAAUUUUCUUUGUUCUGUUGGAUGAAGAACUCUUGAAAAUGUCUUUGAACAAAUUCAUGCAUCCCCGGAAUCUAUACAAAAAACGCAAACCUAACUUCAAAGAAUUAGCCUUGAAAUAUCCAGAAUUUCGAAGCCAUUUGGAACAGAAUCUUUCUGGUAAACUAGUUCUUGAUUUCAAGAAUCCUGCAGCUCUUCGCUUGCUCAGUACAAUUCUCUUGAAGGAAGAUUUUGGGCUGGAAGUCAAUAUCCCUUCCAAUCGUUUGGUGCCAACCAUUCCACUUCGGCUGAACUACAUUCACUGGAUUGAAGAUCUGAUUGUCUCUGAUCAAUCCUCUGCUCCCAUCCAGGGUAUCGAUAUUGGUACCGGAUCCUGUUGCAUCUACCCUUUACUCGGCCAUAAGCUCAAUGGCUGGAAGUUCUUAGCCACAGAACUGGAUGAAGAAAGUGCAGCCAAAGCAAUCGAAAAUGUAGAAAAGAACAACUUUCAAGACUCCAUAACAAUUAAGAAAGUCAGCAAAUUGGAGAGUUUGAGAUCAGUGGUGGAAGAAACUAAUCAGACCUAUGACUUCUGCAUGUGUAACCCACCAUUCUACAGCAACGAAGAAGAGCCAACCGUUGCUUCACCUUCAAUAAACGAGCAGCCACAUGCAGCAGCGACAGCCAGCACCGUGGAGAGUGUGACGUGGGGUGGGGAAUAUCAGUUUGUGAAUCAGUUGAUCCAGGACAGCCUGGUGCUGCGUCACAGAGUCAGGAUUUAUACCAGUAUGGUUGGCAAAAAGCAGAACAUGUUGGCCCUGAAGUAUGAGUUAAAGAAUUUGAAGAUUCCCGUCUUCUCAAGCACAGAAUUCUGUCAGGGCAAAACAAUGAGAUGGGGUCUGGGCUGGAGCUUUGACGAGAGUGUCUCUUUUACCAAAUCUUAUUUCAAAACUGAAAAGAAAAAAGAGAAAACGCCCCUAGCACUUUGUAUUCCAACUGAAAUUGCCAUCGAUUUUCCCACUUUAUGCAUUCACAUCAAAGAACUUUUGCAGGAACUGAAGAUAAACUAUGUCGAAACGAAAAGCAACAAAUGGAUUUUAAUCAUGAGUCUUUUUGCAACGGAGAACACUUGGUCUCAUCAAAGACGGCAGCGCCGACAAAGACUGCGAGAAGAACAAAGGAAACUUGCCAAAGACGGCAACACUGACAAAGACUGUGAAGAGGCAACCCCUUCUGCCAACCCUACUAUUACCUGUACUUCCUCUUCUUCUUCAUCUUCUACCUCUGUCAACACGGACAGUAAAGUUUGCCGGCCAGGCUUGUCAACUGAUGUAGCUGAAUCGGUUGAUGGCAGUGGACGUUGUGUCAGUGACUCUUGUGGCACUGGUGAAGAACUUGUGUCCAAAGAGUCUAAAGAUGCUGCAGUUGAAUCCAUUGUUGAAGAGGAAUCUUCUUAUUCUUCAUCAAUUGAAAAAGCAACACCUUCUGCUAAAAGGAAGAGAGAAUCAGAAAGUUAUGAAGAGGAGGGGGAGACGACUGCAGCAUCCGGUCCCAAAAGGGGUAGAAGAGGAGAGUUAGGGGUGAGUGUGGGUCAAGAGACUGAAGAGAGGGCAGAGAAAGAGGAACAGUGCAAUGAGAAAAGGGACGUGCAACAGAAGACGGACGGUUGCAGCAAUGCAGCAGAUGUUCGUCGUUGCAGUUUGUCCGAGGAAAGUGAAAAGGACAAAACGAGUGAGGGCAAGGAUUACCUGUUUCAGUGCUCCAUGUUUGUGAAGAGGAAGCUCACCUACAUGCAGCUGGAGCUGGCAUUGGUUGAAGGAGACGGCAGGGAAAUGCUUCAUCAGUUAUUACAGUUUUUUAGAAAUAAACUGUUGCCAUGACAACGACAACGAG